AUGCCGAAAAAGCCAGCAAAAACUGCCUUUUACUACUUCGCUUUAGAUUAUAAAGCAGAACAAGCGAAAAAGGGAAUUCAUUUACAGAACUUGGCGGAGGCGGUGGAAGCGGCAUCACCAGUAUGGACGUCUGCACAGCCAUCUGUCCGAGCGAAAUAUGAAGCAAAAGCAAAGGCAGAGAAGAACAAAAACAAUGUGCCCCAAAAAAAAUACACAUCUUAUGGCGUCCCAAUUAGUGAGAUUAUCAGACACGAACAAGAGCUAAAACAAGCUGAAGAAUAUGAAAAACAAGAUAUAAGCAAUCUCGUGGCAAUUAACAAGAUUUCUGGUGGUACACCAAACAUAGAUAUUUAUCUCAUGGAUGUGAAUUAUUAUUGCAAAAUAAAGGAGGACUAUUUAAUUGGAGAAAGCACAAUGUUAAGGUUCACUCUACAGGAUGGCUUAGAUGAAGUAUACCACGAGAUCAUUAAUCCUGGUGGCAUUCCAAUGGGCUAUGCAUAUGAUGUUAAACUCGGUUCUAAAGAAUUUGGAUUAGAAAUACCAGAUGAGACAAAGAAACCGAGUAAUUACAUGCAAAUUCUUGCCAAUAUCAUUGAAUACCUUAAGAAGAGCAACCCGAGUGUUGAUGUUUUGCCUCCAAUAUUUGUGAUGCCUGAUAAAGUGCCUAUUGUCUCAAAUUUUUUGUCUCAAAUGUGUAGACAGGCUGGGGAAGUGGAAUCGAUCUUCCGUGUGUACAGAUUGGACACUUUAUUAUACCACUUAGCCAAUGUCCAUGAAACAUUCAAGAAACAGAUUCCAACAGAGGCCAUUGCAUUGAGUAUGUUGAAGAAGGAUUUGUUCUUGUACACACCGCAAAUUGGAUGCGAUCACCACAACAGUAUAGAUAUGACCCAAGAGUGUUCGAAGUCGCGUGUGACCCGUCAAGCGUUCACCAUAAUGGACCAUUGCUGCUAUGGGUUUGCCAUUCAGCUCAAACUGGGAAAGCAUUUACCGGCUGAUGUAGAUUUGGAAGCAAUAAUGGAGAUGAAAGAGAAGAGGCAAGUUGAUCCUAUAUCUACGGUUGCGAAAAUGAGUGCCCUGUCGAUAAGCUGUAGUUCGCAAGCAUCUGCACCUGCAACUGCAACUGCGUCAAGCAGUGCCAAUACAUCUGUACUCUCACAAAACAAACGCGUCAUGACGCCGUUACGUAGACCUGUUGACUUACAAUACGCACUGCAACUUGCACCUGAUUUGGAUGAAAACUUUCCUUCUCUAUCGAGAUCAAUGGGUCGUGGAAAGAGCAGCGGCUCCAUCAACAGCCAAAGUAAAUUUAAGUAA
Molecule: messenger RNA, 1317 nt
Organism: Pieris macdunnoughi
Lineage: Eukaryota; Metazoa; Arthropoda; Insecta; Lepidoptera; Pieridae
Source: the annotation of a GenBank genome assembly